Molecule: messenger RNA, 885 nt
Organism: Entamoeba dispar SAW760
Lineage: Eukaryota; Evosea; Mastigamoebida; Endamoebidae
Product: fructokinase, putative
Exons: 1
Coding region: 1-885 (294 amino acids)
Molecular function (GO): kinase activity
Source: RefSeq, a predicted model, not a curated record
AUGAAUCAUAGAAGAAUUAAGGUAGCAGGUAUUGGUGAAGUUGUUUGGGACUGUUUCGGAGAUAUUAAAAAACAAGGAGGAGCACCAUGCAAUUUUGCUAUGCACAUGGCACAACUUGGUUUUGAAUCAUAUGCUUUUAUUGCUGUUGGAAAUGAUGAAUUAGGUAAACGUUCAUUAGAAAUAAUUCAUUCAUUUGGGGCCCAGACCAUUGAUCCAAUUGUAGGUUAUGAAACAAGCACUGUUAUUAUCACUCUUCACAAUGGGAUUCCAUCUUAUAACGUUAAACUAAAUGUUGCCUGGGACCAUUUAAAAUUGACAGACCCUGUCAUUGAAAAAGCAAAAGAAUUAGAUGCAGUUUGUUUUGGAACUAUUGCACAAAGAAGUGAAGAAACAAGACAAUCCAUUAUUCAAUUUUUAAAAUUAAUGAAACCAAAUUCGUUCAAAGUCUUUGAUGUUAAUUUAAGACAACAUUUUUAUAAUGAUAAUAUAAUUCAAGAAAGUUUAUCAUUAUCAAAUAUUGUUAAAAUGAGUGAUGAAGAGGUUCAAGAAGUAGGUAAAGCUUGUGGAUUUCAGGGAAGUGAUUUGGAAAUAUUAAAACAAAUUCAUCACCAGUACCAUUUGAAAUACUCAUUACUCACACUAGGUGAAAAAGGAAGUUAUGUUUAUGACGGUGCUAAUGAAAUAUUUUGUGAGUCAACAAAAGUAAAUGUUGUAAAUACUGUUGGUGCUGGAGAUUCCUUCACUGCUAUUUUUGUUGGUUCAAUUCUUAAAGGGAAAGAUAUUGAACAAGCACAGAAAUUAGCAAGUAAAGUUGCUAGUUAUGUAUGUACCCAAGAUAGUGCAAUGCCUAAACUCCCACAAGAACUCUUAUCUGAAUUAAAAUAA